CAACUAUACGACUUCGUGUAUGUCCGUUGACGGCGGCGCUGUCAAGCCGCUCGGUUUUAUUUGCGCUCGCUCGGGUUGACUCCGGGGCUGCAUAGGAAGUGGAGCGCACAUGCUAAUGCUAAAGCCUGUGCGCCGGGACCCUGUCAUAUGCUAACGGUCGCUAAACUACCGCACGAGCUCCGCUUCCUCGGGCGGCGUGACACUGCUGACCGUGAAAUCCACGUUGGGCUGUUGUUUACGAACGUUUCGAGGGGUUUAAAGUAGAGGUUUGCGUUUGAUCCUCCGUCAAAUCGACGCUCGAUUUGAGGCCCGACCAACGUUAGACCCCAGUCAGUUAACGUUAGCAACGGACACACGCAGCACUUCAUUCACCGACAUCAAGGAGCAACGACAGAGAGGAUGCCAGCUCCGAUCAGACUGCGGGAGCUGAUCCGGACAAUCCGGACAGCUCGAACCCAGGCAGAGGAGCGAGAGAUGAUCCAGAAAGAGUGUGCAGCCAUUAGGUCAUCCUUUAGAGAAGAGGACAACACAUACCGCUGUAGAAAUGUGGCUAAGCUGCUUUAUAUGCACAUGUUGGGCUACCCGGCACACUUUGGCCAGCUGGAGUGCCUGAAACUGAUUGCAUCACAGAAGUUCACAGAUAAACGGAUAGGAUACCUGGGAGCCAUGCUACUUCUGGACGAGAGGCAGGACGUCCAUCUCUUAAUGACAAACUGCAUCAAGAAUGACUUGAACCACAGUACACAGUAUGUGCAAGGACUAGCCCUGUGCACCCUGGGCUGCAUGGGCUCAUCCGAAAUGUGCCGUGACUUAGCUGGAGAAGUGGAGAAACUCCUCAAAACGUCAAACUCCUAUCUGAGGAAAAAGGCGGCACUGUGUGCGGUUCACGUCAUCCGCAAAGUCCCGGAGCUGAUGGAGAUGUUCCUGCCAGCAACAAAAAACCUGCUCAGCGAGAAAAAUCAUGGAGUUCUUCACACAUCUGUUGUCCUGCUCACUGAAAUGUGUGAGCGGAGUCCUGACAUGCUCUCUCACUUCAGGAAGAAUGAGAAGCUGGUUCCACAACUUGUACGAAUCCUGAAGAACCUGAUCAUGUCAGGCUACUCCCCUGAGCACGAUGUGUCUGGCAUCAGUGACCCUUUCCUGCAGGUGCGGAUAUUGAGGCUACUGAGAAUUCUGGGAAAGGGUGAUGAUGAUUCUAGUGAAGCUAUGAAUGACAUUCUUGCACAGGUUGCAACAAACACAGAGACAAGUAAAAAUGUAGGCAAUGCUAUCCUCUAUGAAACUGUUCUUACUAUUAUGGACAUCAAAUCAGAGAGUGGACUGAGGGUUUUAGCAAUUAACAUUCUGGGACGUUUUCUUCUCAACAACGACAAAAAUAUCAGAUAUGUGGCAUUGACAUCUCUACUGAAGACUGUGCAGACGGACCACAAUGCAGUGCAGAGACAUCGAAGCACUAUCGUGGACUGUUUGAAAGACCUUGAUGUGUCCAUUAAAAGGCGUGCAAUGGAGCUGAGCUUUGCCCUGGUUAACGGCAACAACAUUCGGGGCAUGAUGAAAGAGCUUCUGUAUUUCCUGGACUCCUGUGACCCUGAGUUCAAAGCGGACUGCGCAUCAGGGAUCUUCCUGGCUGCUGAGAAGUAUGCACCCUCCAAAAGAUGGCACAUAGACACCAUUAUGAGGGUUUUGACAACGGCAGGGAGUUAUGUCCGAGAUGACUCUGUGCCCAACCUCAUCCAGCUCAUCACAAAUAGUGUAGAGAUGCAUGCCUAUACUGUACAGAGACUCUACAAAGCCCUCCUGGAUGACAUCUCUCAGCAACCUCUAGUACAGGUGGCAUCCUGGUGCAUAGGAGAGUAUGGAGACCUACUGGUCUCAGGCCAGUGUGAAGAGGAGGAACCCAUUCAGGUUUCUGAAGAUGAGGUCCUGGAUGUUUUAGAAGGUCUCCUUGUUUCUAACUUAUCCACCCCUGUAACGAGAGGUUAUUCCCUGACUGCUAUUAUGAAGCUGUCCACCCGUUUCAGCAGCUUGAAUCGAAUCAAAAAAGUGGUGUCUAUAUACGGCAGCAGUAUAGAUGUGGAGCUGCAGCAGAGAGCUGUGGAAUAUAACGCACUUUUCAAAAAAUAUGAUCACAUGAGACCUGCAUUACUAGAGCGAAUGCCUAUUAUGGAAAAAACGGCCACUAACGGCCCAGCAGAGAUUGUCCAGACCAAUGGAGAAACAGAAUCAACUAUUCUAGACACAAAACAUCCGCCCAACAUCACUCAGCCAGCCAGUCAGGCAAAUGAUUUAUUAGACCUACUCGGAGGUAAUGAUGUGGUACCGGUUAUCCAAACGACCGUUCCCACAAAGCCUGCGUCAGCUGGAGGAGAACUGCUGGAUCUGCUGGGAGACCUUUCUCUGACAGGUGGUCCGACCCCCACCCCUGCUCCCUCUGUGCCCAUGUCCCAGCCCCCUUUCCUUUUGGACGGUCUCACCUCUCAGCCCCUCUUCAAUGAUAUUGCAGCGGUCAUUCCUCCGAUGACGGCGUACAACAAAAACGGUCUGAAAAUCGAGUUCACAUUUGAGAGGUCCAACCCCAAUCCCAAUAUUGCAGUUAUCACCAUCCACGCCACCAACUCCACCGAGGCUGACAUGACAGAAUUUGUGUUUCAAGCUGCAGUACCAAAGACAUUCCAGCUGCAGCUUCUGUCCCCCAGCAGUAAUGUAGUUCCAGCACUCAACCAGGGAAGUGUCACGCAGGUCAUCAGGGUUCUUAACCCACAGAAGCAACAGCUGCGAAUGCGGAUCAAGCUGACAUACACUCACAAAGGCUCUCCUGUACAAGACCUGUCCGAGGUCAACAAUUUCCCCCCUCAGUCCUGGCAGUGAUUUGCUACCCUUCUCAAUCUUAAAGACCCCCAGCAAGGGAACUAUGGGAAAGAUGUCCCCUCCCCAUUCCCAAAUGAUCCCCGUGACAUCACCACAGAUCGCUGCCCUGGGGUUGCAUGGGAAGCAGUGGAAUCUUCCUGACACAGUCAAGAGUUGAUGGUAUGAAGACUGACGAUGAUGACGAUUACAGUGACAAUGAUGAAGAAAAAUCACAAAUAUCUCAAUACAUAUCUUUUCAUUUGUUUCUUUGCCCUGUCUGUCCUUCUCUCUGCUUCGGGGUUAGUGCAACAUGUCCAUACUCACACUUGCACUUAGCGUUGUGCGCUCUCACUUAAUCCUGUCACUGUAGUGCACUCGUUCACUCCGGCUCGCCCUGCCGCCCAAGGGCCCGUACAUGGGGAAACAUCACUCGUGGCCACUAUACAAAGGAGCUGCUUGUUUGAUUUCUGUCUGUUUGGUUUGAUUUUUGUCCAUGUUUUUAAUCUUGUUAAUGGGGUUCGGUGUAUUUUAAGAAAAAAAAACGAAAAAAAAAACAACGGCAACAUACCGAAUUGAUCGCAAAGUCUGAACAUUUGCACCUUAAGCAUUUCAGAAUCGAGUGGAAAAUGGGUCGCGACGGAGCCUUAAUUUAUCGUUGUACAUGGCAUUUCUUAACUUUGGUGCGAGGUUGAUCUGAUGUCCUGUAAUAAAGUAUACCAGAUGAAUGCUCCGGAUACAAGCGAUGUUGUGGCUACACCGUAUUUCACAUGAAGCCGUUGUCCGUCAGCAGUAAUGUUCACGCUAACAGAUCUGUCCGGGAGUGUUUGACCUUCAUCACGUGCAUCAUCACGAAUAGGCAAGUUCAUGCAGCCCAUACCUUGAUUUCUUAUAUUUUUAUGCAGGGCGGCGUCUAAAUGUCAUGGACAGUGGAACUGGAGCGUGUCUUUUUGAGGUGACUGAGAGUGUUGCUCGUUAUUGUUGGCGCGGAUUACAUCAACCAGUAGUUUCGCAUCGUCAUCAAUGCUGGACACUUUUUUCCCCCCAAAACCCUUUAAUUUGGCAUAUAGUAGUUUGUUUGCCUCUACUCCUCACAGAUGGUGUGUUCUUGUACUGUUUUUUUAAAUCUUAAAAUACAUUUAUAUAGGUUGAAAAUAGCCUUCACUAAAGAAGUUUGAUUUUUUUUUUUUUUUUUUUUUUUUUUUAGCGCAAUCCUUAAGGAUUGUAAUCUAUUAAAGAUUUAAUGUAGUUAAAGAGCGUGAUCUUGAAAUUCAAAUUGAUUUCUUACUAAAUUAACACAACUUAGAGGCCCGGCGACGUAUCAUGAGGUUAUGGUCAGCGUAGAUGCUGUAAAUAUAGACUAUGAAUAUAAGGCCUUCGUGAAUGUAGUUAUAUGCACUGAAUGGACUUCUUUUUUUUUUUUUCCUUUUUGUUUGACUUUCUGCAGUGAUUUGAAGUAUGGAAAUAUUGCCUGAACUAAAGCAAUGUGCCUUUGUCAUAACCAGUUAAAAAGAAGAAUCCCGAGAGACGAACGGUUAUCAUUACGGGAAGAGCAAGAGCGUGACGUCUGAAGAGUAGAGGACCUUUUUUUGUUUCGCUGUCAUUUCACUCGAGUUCUCGUUCAGAGGGCGUCUUAAAGUGUGUGCUGUCGGCGUGCGUUAGCGUCUCUUCUCGCGGCUUCCAAAGGCAGUUCACAACAUUAACCUGAAUAUACCUCACAUUGUCGUCUUGUUUUGUCUUUGUCGGCUUGGAAGAGCGCUAUGAUUGUUUCAUCGUGUCACGGGAAUGCUCACCUCACCUCCGUACCCUCACGUCAUCUCUCGCUGCUCUUCGUUUCCUUCAUCACUUUGCGUGAUUUAUAUUCGCUAUGCCACACUGAAGUCUGGUGACCAAAUCAAGAGAUGUUCUUUGGGCUUGGGAAAAAUUUUUAUGUAUAUGGAGAAAAAAAAAAAAAGACUUAUCAUUCUAUUAGCCUCUUUGUCUUUUGUUGCGAAUCUUUCGAUUUCUUGGCUUUUUCUGUACAUACUGAGGGCUUUUAAGAUGCAUCAGCUGUUUCUUUUCAUCCCUUUUUAAGAUCCCGUUUUCUAAGACUUCCUUCCAGUACUGCACAGUGUAUAAUGUUUGAAGCUCUCCCUAAGAACAUAGUCUAAUUUAACAACUUACCUGUUUGAUUGAUUGUUUAUUGGAAAGAAAAUGUACUAUGUGCUGCCUGUAUAUUGUAUAUAAUUGUAAAACGCAUCAAACAGAUCAAAUCAAAUAAAAAUCCCAUUUGAAGACCCAUGACGUUCAGUUAGGGGUGUAAUGUGCACAUGAUCUUGAGUUGGCUUUUGGACUAGACGUGAGGUGGAUCGCAGUCAUGUACUACUGAAGAAAUCAAAUGCUGCUUAUGGAUAUGAUUUCUCAUUUUUAAUUUAAUGGCCUGCAGCCGAUCCCCAUCCCUCAUGUACUCCCAGUUUUACAUAAUGCAAUUUAAAGGGAUAGUUGACUCCCCGAUAAUUAAAAAUGUAAUUUACCUCUCCCUCAUGUCACUCCAAACCUAUAUAAAUGGCUUUAUUCUGUGGAACACGAAAGAAACCAUUUUGAAGAACGUUUCAACUGUCCAAAUCGAGACUAAACUUGAUUUUGAAGUCACGUGAAAAGGUUUGAAGUCACAUGAAGCACACUCUUGAAAAUAAAGGUGCUUCACAAUGCCGUAGAAGAACCUUUUUGGUCUCUAAAUGGUUUCGAAAGAACCUUUAACUUACGAAGAACCUCUGUUUCACAAAAGUGGUGAAAGGAGGUUCCUCAGGUUGUAAAAAGGUACAAAAAGAAAUGGUUCUUUGGCUGAAACGAGUUUUUAAGAGUGUGUCUCCAGACCACAUUAUAGUAACAUUGCAACAUUGAGGAAAGCUUAAAAACCAAAGUUUAAAGUUAGUUUUCCCACAAACCAUCUCUACUGGAUAUUUCCAUGCAGUUGAGGCUUACGGAUAUUCCCAAACUCUUUUUUUUUUUUUUUUUUUUUUUUUUUUUUUUUUUUUUGGGAGGCACUUGGGGUUGAGGCACAACUUCAUAUAAAAUGCUGUGGUGUGAGAACAUGGUCUCGUCCGUAAAUGUUUUGAUGCCUCUCGAGUGACCUUAAACGGCAUUAUCCGGCGGCCUGCGUUUGAGACGUCCGUAACAACAGUAACCGCGCCAGAUCGGAUACAAAAUACGGCUUUCUGAAUCUGCUGUUUUUUACGCUAACACCUUUGCGUGUUAAAGAGGGCGACCGUCUGUGAUCUUGCCGAGUCUCUCAGCAGGUCUCCCAACGCUAAACGAUGAUUUUGUUUUCAGCCGCAUGUGGAAAAAAAGCAAUGUAAAUAUUGUCAUUUCUACUCUUUACGUAAACGUCUGAAGUAACGCAAACUGAGUUGGAGUUCUCAAGUCGCCACUGUUCACUAUAUCACGCGAUACAUGCACAGACCUUCGUACGUUUGGGAAUAUACUGGUGAUUCUUCAUUGAGAAGCAGCUUUUCUUUCGGUCAGUCGGGGACGGGGUGGGUCUGGGUGUAACUGCUUGACCAGGUGGACUUUGCAUCACAUGCUUGGACGAUUGCCUUCUCCGUCAGAAUCCCUUUGUAAACUGUAAAGCUAUCGGUUGUUUUUGGAGUGUAUCUAUACAUGUGCCCCCCCUUCUCAGAUAUUUUACACUUGCUAUUCAACGCAUCUGAACUUGUGCGGGAGGUGGGGACGACCCCGUUGAGUCUGACAUGCUGAACUGAAUUGCAGUCCCAUGUCCUCGAGGAACGAGUGUUGGACUGAGUUAAUGACGAUGGAGGAAAAUGACGUGGGUUAUUUUAGACUUAUGCUGUGUAUUAUUGUCUUUGGGUUGGAGAAAAUGAUCAAAUGAAAUAAUAAAACGGUCAAACUUGA
Messenger RNA from Puntigrus tetrazona (Sumatra barb), 6735 nucleotides. RefSeq names its product adaptor related protein complex 1 subunit gamma 1 (gene ap1g1). Lineage: Eukaryota; Metazoa; Chordata; Actinopteri; Cypriniformes; Cyprinidae. The record is from RefSeq and is a predicted model, not a curated record. Gene Ontology annotation, molecular function: clathrin-cargo adaptor activity. Gene Ontology annotation, biological process: intracellular protein transport; Golgi to vacuole transport; receptor-mediated endocytosis. Gene Ontology annotation, cellular component: AP-1 adaptor complex; membrane coat; Golgi apparatus. The transcript is spliced from 24 exons. The coding region runs from base 400 to 2868 and encodes 822 amino acids.